AUGGCUUUCCAUCUUUACCACUACGACCCUUCGGUCGCAGCCGCGGCUAUCUUCAUCAUUCUGUUUACUAUAACUACUGGUCUUCAUCUUUUCCAGAUGGUUCAGACACGCACGUGGUUCUUUAUUCCUUUUUGUUGCGGUGGAAUAUUUGAAAUCGUCGGUUAUAUAGGAAGAGCAAAGCCUGAUACCCUGGGUGCCUAUAUCAUCCAGAGCAUCUUUCUCCUUGUCGCACCUGCCUUGUUCGCUGCCUCGAUAUAUAUGGAGCUUGGGCGGAUAGUGGCCCUCGUUGAUGGAGACCAAUAUCUCUUUAUCCGAAGACGGUGGCUCACAUUUAUCUUCGUGACGGGUGAUGUGAUCUCUUUUUUCAUGCAGGGCGGCGGUGGCGGCAUGAUGAGCUCCGACGGAGCUGACACUCGAGACACCGGCGAAACUCUCAUUGUGGCCGGUCUAUUUGUGCAGAUCGUCUUCUUUGGCUGUUUCGUCAUCACAUCAGCCUUAUUUCACAAGCGUCUACGCCUCGUCCCGACGCAGAAGGUUCUCACCGACAACCCACCAUAUGCCCGGCAUCUUAUCGCUCUAUACGUCACUAGCGUUCUCAUCUUUAUUCGGUCCCUCGUGCGCGUCGUAGAGUUCAUACAAGGGUUCGAUGGCUUCAUAAUCAGCCAUGAGAUCUUUAUCUACCUCUUUGACGCUGUCCCGAUGUUGGCGGUCAUGUUGAUUAUGAACUGGGUCCAUCCAAGCGAAGUCAAGACACUUUUGACAGGAGGCAAGAUGGCCAAGGGGUUUCGACUGGUCGACUAUUCUGAUACUAAUCAGGUUUUAAGUUGA
This is a messenger RNA of Fusarium sp. VM40, 828 nucleotides long. Lineage: Eukaryota; Fungi; Ascomycota; Sordariomycetes; Hypocreales; Nectriaceae. The record is from the annotation of a GenBank genome assembly.